This is a messenger RNA of Ceratosolen solmsi marchali, 1186 nucleotides long. RefSeq names its product muscarinic Acetylcholine Receptor, C-type. The coding region runs from base 12 to 1028 and encodes 338 amino acids. Gene Ontology annotation, biological process: G protein-coupled receptor signaling pathway, coupled to cyclic nucleotide second messenger; chemical synaptic transmission. Gene Ontology annotation, cellular component: dendrite; plasma membrane. Gene Ontology annotation, molecular function: G protein-coupled serotonin receptor activity; neurotransmitter receptor activity. Lineage: Eukaryota; Metazoa; Arthropoda; Insecta; Hymenoptera; Agaonidae. The transcript is spliced from 4 exons. The record is from RefSeq and is a predicted model, not a curated record.
UUUUGACGUGUAUGUGCAGUCCAGCGCAUUUCUGUGAUAUAUGCUGGGUCCUGGUCGACGUCGUCGUGUUAAUCACUAUCCUCCUCGGCAACAUCCUAACGAUCUUGGCAGUGAGACUGAGCCGACGACUACGGAGCGUUACUUCCAACCAUCUCAUACUCAGCUUGGCGAUCUCAGAUUUCAUAGUCGGGCUGGCGGUGCUCUACCAUCUCUUCUUCUUCCUAAGUAGCAGUCUCAACAAUAACAAGGCCACGUGUCUUAUGAGGUUUGUGUUUCUAUCAUGUGGAUGUUGUGCGAGCUUUUGCAAUGUGACAGCCAUUGCAAUCGAUCGAUACUUUGCAAUUGUCCAUCCACUUAAAUAUCCGGAACACGUCACGAAGAAGCUUGUUUUCAUCAUAAUAAGCGUUAAUUGGUGUUCAGCGAUCUUCAUCUCGACAAUUCCCACCUACUGGAACAAAUAUGACAAAUCGAACAGCUGCGAACUCGACACUGUCAUACCCAGGUAUUAUACGGUUGCAAUUUUGACACCUCUGUUUCUUAUGGUGUGGCUCAGUAUUCUUCUAUUGUAUUUGAGAAUUUGGAAGGAGGCAAACACUCAUGCUAAAAGAUGGAAGACGAAUGGCUUUAUCGAUUUCGAUUCAAGUCACUGGAAAAGUAUUCAGGUGGUCCUAUUGAUCUUGGGAUGCUUCUCAAUUUGCUGGCUGCCGUACGUUGUGGUAGCAUUCAUUCAAGUUAUAAAUGCGCGUAGCAAGCCAAGCCCUACGGUUUAUCGGGUGAUGUUUUCGAUCGCGAUGUGCAAUAGCGGGGCGAACCCUAUAAUUUACGCGUGGAAGAAUCCAAGCUUCCGCAAAGCCUUUCAUCGGCUGCUGCAUCUCCGUACCCCUGAUCACAACAACUACAACUCGAGUUUCAAGAAUUAUCUACGUAAACAGAACGAGCUCGAACUCGAGGCCAAGAAGGAGUUCGGGCCGGCCUUUAUUGUAAAGCCGAACGCCUGCGGAGAAUCAGGGCAGGUAACGACCUUGUAAAUUAUUUUCACGGAUCAUUUGUCGAGAUUAAUGUUACGCAUGUAGUAGAUGAAGCUCCUGGGAUGCUCCAAGAAUCUUAUUCAACUUCUGUAUUCCUAUAAUGUGUUUUUAUUUGUUUCAAUUAAUGUAGAUUAGUUAUUGAUCUUUAUUUGUAUACA